Messenger RNA from Penicillium brasilianum, 540 nucleotides. The record is from the annotation of a GenBank genome assembly. NCBI's taxonomy places the organism in Eukaryota, Fungi, Ascomycota, Eurotiomycetes, Eurotiales, Aspergillaceae.
AUGGCGGAACCCCGUGCCCGUGCCGCCCGACACAAGGGCCAGAUGAACUUCUCAUCCGAGCUCCGCUUACUCCUGCUGGCCUACGGCGACCCAAGCCCACACCCAUCUUUCCCCUCCGAGCCCCUCCCCGAAACAGUCCGCGUCCUCGACGAAAUUGUCACAGACUUCAUCCUAGAACUGUGCCACGGCGCCGCGCAAGUUGCGCACCACGCGCGCCGACAAAAAAUCAAGGUUGAUGAUUUCCGGUUCGCGCUGCGCCGAGACCCGAAUAAAUUGGGUCGUGUGCAGGAGCUGCUGCGUAUGGAGCGCGAGCUGAAAGAAGCGCGCAAGGCGUUCGAUCAGAACGAUGAUCAGGUUGCUAAGGAUGCGGGGAAGAAGGGCGCCGCGCCACCGGAAGAUCUUGAUGGUGCGGAGAGUGUGGCGGGUACGACUACCACGGGGAAGAAGAGUAAGGGCAAGGGGAAGAGAGCCGCUGCGCCGAGGAGAGAGUCGGAUGCUACUGAGGAGUCGGUCCCGAAGAAAAGAAAGACUAUCGGGUAA